GGCGAGACAUUCCAAACAGUCAGCAAUAUGUUCAAUAUACCUGUCUCAACCAUUCGUUUCUAUAUGGCACGAAAAGGCAUUCUUCCGAAGCGAAAACGCGGACGUGGAGCCUCUCAUGCGGGAAAUUUAUUUACAACAGCGAAUGCAGAUACCGUACUAAAGAGCGGCAAUAAAAACGCAAGUGGAAGCAAUAGUCCAGCGGCGGUAACGGCAACUUCUAAUUUACCGUCCCUAGAAAUUGGCACAACAGCGGCUGGUGUGCCUUUCCAUAUCCUUAGCGAUGCGUCGACUUUCGCACUGAGCGAGCAGCACCAAUUACAUAUGAUCUAACCAUGCUGCUUACCUUUGUUUAGCCUGACAUUAAUGCAUAUUUGAAUUGAGAAUGAGGUUUUGUAAACGCUUUGUUUUGUGCUAUAUGUCAGGUUGAUGGUAUGGAAAACAUAAGAUUUGUAUGACUGCUGAUAAAGAAAACGAAUGCCUAUGAGUUUUUUUUUGGCUUCUUAUAUUCCUCAUACAACAAAACGCACGCCAUGUUAAAGAUAGCCAUGUGGUAAACACAGCAAAAUUUCAACCAAGAACAUCAAUUUAAAUACAAUAUAAAUUAUUGUAUGUGUUUAAAAAACAACAUACGCUAAUCGCAUUAUACAUUGCUAUCAAGGCUUUCCAGCUGCUUCCUGAAUUUAAAUGUUUUUAGUGUUAGCAUUCAGUUUCGCUUUGGUUAAUAUUUAAAAAUCUCGUUAUGCAUAAUUGAAGUGAAUAAUAAUAAAGACUUAUUUUUUAGUUAGUGCAUUUACAAUGACGACUACUUCUUGAAUUUUCAUAUUAUAUGCAAUCAUCUUCUAUUGUCUACUGUUAUUCAUUUUAUGUCUGUCUUCGUUUCAUAACUUGAUUAUACCACACUCAUGAGUUAAC
Molecule: messenger RNA, 912 nt
Organism: Drosophila persimilis
Lineage: Eukaryota; Metazoa; Arthropoda; Insecta; Diptera; Drosophilidae
Exons: 2
Coding region: 28-330 (100 amino acids)
Source: RefSeq, a predicted model, not a curated record